CAAAGAUCCCACUUCAACGCAAAAAUAGACAAAAGGCCAAAGAUCCUCAACUCAAAUUAAUGGGAAAGCAAAAGGUUGUGAUUCGAGUCACGAUGAAUAAUGCAAAGAAGCGAACGAAAGCGCUCACUAUAGCUGUGAAAUUACCAGGUGUUAUAUCUGCAGAACUUGAAGAUGACAAGAUCAUUGUCGUUGGCAAUGGAGUAGAUUCGGUUGAGCUAACAGUGAUGCUGAGGAAACAAAUGGGGUUUGCAGAGCUCGUCAGGGUUGUUGCGUAUGAUGAGAAAAAGGAAAAGAAAGAAGAGAAAGAUGGUAAAGGCAAGAGUGUGCAGGUUUUGGCUAGCCAAGGGAGCUAUCCACAAUACAUAUAUUCACCCUGCCCUUAUCAAAGUUAUGAUCCCUACUAUAGUCAAUCAUGUUACAUUAUGUAGAUUGGCUAGUUUGGUUAUUAAUGUGAAAGAAGUCAAUCCAUUUGAGGGAAAUUAGGUAACUUAAUUAAUAAGAGAUAUUGAAGUAAUGUCGGGGUCAUGACCCACUAGUUUUUAUCAUUGUUUUUGAAGAUCAUAAUGUGAGGAGAGGCAUGUGAUUCUGAAGUUAUAAGUUAAUACCUUACAAGGUUAAUUGUGGACAGCCCCCUGUAGUAUCUAUGUU
Molecule: messenger RNA, 648 nt
Organism: Asparagus officinalis (garden asparagus)
Lineage: Eukaryota; Viridiplantae; Streptophyta; Magnoliopsida; Asparagales; Asparagaceae
Exons: 3
Coding region: 60-428 (122 amino acids)
Source: RefSeq, a predicted model, not a curated record